Messenger RNA from Prorocentrum cordatum, 369 nucleotides. Lineage: Eukaryota; Dinophyceae; Prorocentrales; Prorocentraceae. The record is from the annotation of a GenBank genome assembly.
AUGCCAGAAGCUUCUUCGGCCUCCGCCAGCCCGGGCCUCACUUCCCGCAGGCGUGCAGGCUGUGGCAGGGAGGGAGUCGAGCUCAGAACAAAUGCUGGUCGUCUUCGCGCGUGCUCGAAGGCCACGCCCCACGGCAGGGAGCGUGCUUGUUUUCAAUACUGGCUGGGUGUGGCCAGAGCCCACGCGGCGCUGGGCCUUCCCCCGGCGCCGCCCGUUUCCCAGGCUGUCUUGCUGCGAAGGAUGCAUUGGAUGACGAGUGCCUUCCCCAAGGGCCAGGUCAAGGGGCAUCCCUGGACUUGCCAGGGAUUCAAGGGGUGGCCCGCCGGAGGCUUACUGAGGUGGCGAAGGGCGGAGAUCGUUGGAGGCUGA